GGCGGAUUGGCUCGGCAACUACGGCGGUCUGAAGGAGCUCUGCGGUCAGGUGUCAUUGGGUGAAACGUGACCCAGAUGCCCAGGCGGUCACUGAUUCUACCAACUUCGACGAACCGGGCCGAAGCUCUCCGGGCAAUUUUCCGUCUCCCCUUCUUUUACGUUUUUCCUCCCCCAGAAAUCGCGCCGGGAAAAAAAUCUUGUCUUCCUUCACAUUUCACUCUCCCAUCCUCCUCUCCACCCCCUUCACCUCUCAUCCUAUCCUCCCUCAUUCAUCCUUCACUCCCUUCGAUUGAGUCGACCGGAGUGUUCUCUACUUCUCUAAUUUUUUUGUACUAUUUAUUUUAAUCAGCUCACUAUGUUGCCCUCUCGUUUUUGCCGUGCGGUAAGUUCCAUCGUC
Molecule: messenger RNA, 397 nt
Organism: Aspergillus campestris IBT 28561
Lineage: Eukaryota; Fungi; Ascomycota; Eurotiomycetes; Eurotiales; Aspergillaceae
Exons: 1
Coding region: 76-345 (89 amino acids)
Source: RefSeq, a predicted model, not a curated record